GAUACAGAGAGGAGGGCGGUGUCUCCCUAAUGCUCCUUUCAAGGUCCUUGAUGCUCCGGGAUUACGUGACGAUUUCUACUGCUCGGUUAUGGCAUAUUCUCACACUUGUAACACGUUGGCGGUUGGGUUGGGCAAUCUGCUCUAUGGGUGGUCAGAAGCUUCAGGCGUCACACUUCUGAAUGCGGGGCUUAAGGAUGGUUCGUGGCUAACUUCGGUGGGGUUCUCAUCUGAGAAGGGCGGCAAGUCAAUACUAGCUUUCGGCCGUUCAAGCGGACUACUCUCCUUAGUAUCACUUUUUGACAGUCUACUUCCCCGUUUCGAGACGUAUCAUCCCGCACCCAUAGCCUGCCUUUCCUGGCGCCCCACCUCCACCACGCGAGCUUCUCGAAACAAGCGUAAUCCUGGUGUUCCAGUUAACACGGAAGAUCUCCUUGUGGGCGACGACCUGGGUGACGUAUAUUAUUACGCAGUAGAAUGGCCCGAGCCCUAGGAAGUGGCCCGGGAAAACUGGCGCGGUACGAUGACCUUACUUGCCCGUAUCAAAGUUCACUGCCAGCAAAUAUGUGGUCUCGCCUGGUCUCCUAACGGCAGACAGUUCGCUACGGGAGGAAACGAUAAUUUAUGCUGCCUCUUCACUAUAGAUGGUCUUGUAGGUGUAGAGGCUGACCUAAGCUUGGGGUUUUCGAAAUUAUCAAUAGCGAACACGGUUCAUAACCAAGAACAACAACCUACCUCACCACAUGCUAUCAACCCUGGGGAUGGUGCUUCAUUUUCGUUGCGCGAGUUUAAUUCUGACAGCCCCGAUCCAUCGUCAGCGCUGAGAUAUUUCCCCGCCGGCUCCGAGAAACAUCGGUGGCAACACGGGGCAGCCGUGAAAGCUAUCGCAUUCUGCCCGUGGCGCCAAGGGUUGGUUGCCACCGGGGGAGGAUCUAAUGACAAAUGCAUUCACUUUUACCACGCAAACUCUGGGGCCGCACUUGCCACUAUCUCGGUUGCAGCUCAGGUUACUUCUCUCAUAUGGAGCACGACUCGACGGGAGAUUGCCGCCACAUUUGGAUAUGCACAGCCUGACCAUCCGUACCGCAUCGCCGUAUUCAGCUGGCCAGACUGCCGACAGGUUGCUGCCGUGCCGUAGGAGGGCGAGCACCGCGCGCUAUACGCUAUAGCAUACCCGGGUGGUCCGAGCGAUACAUACCGCACAAAAG
Molecule: messenger RNA, 1205 nt
Organism: Daldinia caldariorum
Lineage: Eukaryota; Fungi; Ascomycota; Sordariomycetes; Xylariales; Hypoxylaceae
Product: WD40-repeat-containing domain protein
Exons: 2
Coding region: 521-1135 (204 amino acids)
Biological process (GO): positive regulation of ubiquitin protein ligase activity; anaphase-promoting complex-dependent catabolic process; positive regulation of anaphase-promoting complex-dependent catabolic process
Cellular component (GO): anaphase-promoting complex
Molecular function (GO): anaphase-promoting complex binding; protein binding; ubiquitin ligase activator activity
Source: RefSeq, a predicted model, not a curated record